Molecule: messenger RNA, 987 nt
Organism: Durio zibethinus
Lineage: Eukaryota; Viridiplantae; Streptophyta; Magnoliopsida; Malvales; Malvaceae
Source: RefSeq, a predicted model, not a curated record
AUAUAUAGUUUACGUGCCGUUCACGAUACUAGCAUAAGGGAGAUGACUGCUAUAGCUAGCCAUCGGGUCGCCUUCCUGUUUUAAGUUUACCUCUUGCAUUCUCUCUGACCUUUGGGACCAUUUAUAGCACUCAAGUUGUUGUUGUUGUUUCCUUAACAUGAAGAUUUUUGAGGGAUUUUUCCCUAGUUCAUCGACAUUGCCAGCGUCUUCCUUGUCAUUAAACACGCCGAGUUCGCUGGGUUAUGGUGAAUUCCAAGGUGGCAAGGUUAAUGGGGUACCGGGAUUGAUGGUAGAGAUGGAAGUUCCUGACAGCUUGAAUGUGCACGACAUUUCUCAGAACAAAAGCUUUCCUGAGAGCAACAGCUUGGCCGGGAAUGAAAGUGAAGUGAAAUCAGGUAAGAAAAAUGGGGACAAAAAGAUUAGAAAGCCCAGAUAUGCUUUUCAAACAAGAAGCCAAGUUGAUAUACUUGAUGAUGGCUAUAGAUGGAGAAAAUAUGGCCAGAAAGCUGUUAAGAAUAACAAAUUUCCAAGAAGUUACUAUCGAUGUACACACCAAGGAUGCAGCGUGAAGAAACAGGUUCAAAGGUUAACCAAGGAUGAAGGAGUCGUGGUGACAACUUACGAAGGCAUGCAUUCACAUCCGAUUCAGAAAUCUAAUGACAACUUUGAGCAUAUCUUGAGCCAGAUGCAAAUCUAUGCUACAUCUUUUUAAAAUCAACAAGUAGCAUAGACAUAUAUUGUUUUAUAUAUUCGUAAAAUACUCGUAAAUUAAUGUAGAAUAAUAUUAUUUCUUGAAUUAGAACAAUUAAUUCUAAAUAAAAUGAUCAUUUCGCAUGCAUGAUUGUAAAACUGUUGGUUUUUUUAUCAUCUCAAUAUUCAUAGUGAUCAUUGAUAGAUGAGAAAAUUCAUAUUGUAAUUGGGAAGGACGGUAUAGUAAGUAAUUAGAAUAUAUGUUGUACUGAAUUUACAAUUAAAAAUAUUUAUUUA